Messenger RNA from Zingiber officinale, 1256 nucleotides. RefSeq names its product protein THYLAKOID FORMATION1, chloroplastic-like. The coding region runs from base 164 to 1030 and encodes 288 amino acids. Gene Ontology annotation, cellular component: chloroplast thylakoid. Lineage: Eukaryota; Viridiplantae; Streptophyta; Magnoliopsida; Zingiberales; Zingiberaceae. The record is from RefSeq and is a predicted model, not a curated record. The transcript is spliced from 5 exons. Gene Ontology annotation, biological process: photosystem II assembly; protein import into chloroplast stroma; protein import into chloroplast thylakoid membrane.
CCUCACACCUCACACCUCACACCUCACACCCUUCUCCUUCCGUUUCUGCUUCGCCUUCUCCCUCCCCGCGAUGCAAUUCCUGAGGCCGCCGACGACCACCGCCCUUCCCCAACAACCAUAGUCUUCACGCCAUAUCUGCAGAGAUCUCUCCGAACAAUCUCAAAUGGCCUCCAUUCCAUCUGCUUCCUUCUCCUCGCCGUGCAGACAUGCCUCAGAGAGAAGGCCGUCCUUCGCCGGCGUGUGCUCCUCCUCUGUUACCUCCCUCCGUGGAGUUCGAUUUGAAGUUCGUAAGAUCAGCACUCGGAUGGUAGUCCGCUGCGUGGCGGCCGCUGCAAGCUAUGUGCCACCCACCGUAUCAGAGACGAAAUUGAAUUUUCUCAAAGCAUACAAACGACCGAUUCCAAGCAUAUACAAUAAUGUGUUGCAGGAGCUUCUUGUGCAGCAACAUCUGAUGAGAUACAAAACCACUUAUCAGUAUGAUGCUGUCUUUGCGCUUGGCUUUGUAACUGUAUAUGAACAACUGAUGGAAGGAUUCCCCAGCAGUGAGGAUAGAGAUGCCAUCUUCCAAUCAUAUAUCAAAGCUUUGAAGGAGGAUCCUGAACAGUACAGAAUUGAUGCAAAGAAACUGGAAGAGUGGGCUUCAUCUCAGACUCCUAGUUCUUUGGUAGAUUUUGCCUCUAGAGAAGGAGAAGUAGAAGCCAUUUUGAAAGAUAUCUCAGAGCGAGCACAGGGCAAUGGAAAUUUUAGCUAUAGUCGUUUCUUUGCUAUUGGACUUUUCCGUUUGCUUGAGCUGGCUAAUGCAACUGAGCCUACAGUGCUUGAGAAACUCUGUGCCGCUUUGCAUAUAAAUAAGCAUAGUGUUGAUAGAGAUCUCGAUGUAUACCGCAAUCUUUUGUCGAAAUUAGUACAAGCUAAGGAGCUUUUGAAGGAAUACGUGGACAGAGAAAAGAAGAAAAGAGAAGAAAGAUCAACAUCUCAGAAGGCGAAUGAGGCCAUCACACAGUUUGUAGGAGAUAUUUCUGUCUUUUGAGCAUUGAUUUUGUGACAUCUCACCAUGAGCUCGGUCAGCCAUGGCCAGUUCCUUUUCGGCAAAAGUUUAAGCCUGGUCAGAACUUUUUUCUAAUUGUAUGUAGUGGUAGCAGCUUCAGGUUAACUUGGAUUGUGUAUGCGGCUAUCGUUUACAUAAUUGCCAUAUUUGUGAGAAUGAGCAAGCUUCAAAAUGUAUCCAUCUGCCUCAUUUGUGUGUAGGCUUUCAA